AUGUCAGACCUAAUCGAAAUUGAACAGCGUGAAAGCGCGUUCCAAAACCGCUUGUCAACAUUCAGAAUAACAAACAAAGGUCAUAAAGAUUUGGAUGCAUUUUUCGAGGAUUGUUUUAAAUAUUUCGAACCGAUGAUCGAAUCUCUUCUCGACGUGCAUUAUAUGAUCAAAGUGUCUACCUGUUUGCAAGCAAUAUUCGAAAAAAGUGUUAUAUCGGAUUGCGGUGAAACCAAAGUAACUCAAACUAUUUUCAUUCACUCCAAUAGUGAAAUUGUGGAUUUCGAAACGUUUUUGGCAUCAUUUUACGACGAAUAUAUCGCUAAUUAUAUCAAGAACCGCGUCACCGAAAUAGAACUUCGCGGAAGUGGGUUUUCAUUGAAAGAAAUUGUUGAAAUAGAAAUGCAAGCAUGUAGUUAUGACCCCUACAAUGGUGCGACGUAUAUCAAGACACCAAAAAAACUGGACAGUAAAAAAGCCAUAAUAAACGUGCAAAAUGAUGAUAACCAGUGUUUUAAAUAUGCGAUUUUGUCUGCAAUUAAGGAUAUUAAAAAGAAUCCUCAACGUGUCUCGCAUUACAAACGUUAUGAUAAUGAACUAAAUUUCACCGACAUAAAAUUCCCCGUUGGGUUGAAGAAUUUGAAAAAAUUUGAAGAACUCAAUCCAAUGAUAUCAAUAAACGUUUACAUGUGGAAUGAAGAAAGUGAGAAAGUGCGCCCUCUGAGGUUGACCAAAAAUGUUAAAUCGACACAUAUUCACUUGCUACUGUUAACCGAAGUUGAUAAAAACAAUGAAACACCGAAAUCACACUAUUGCUGGAUUAAAAACCUAAGCGCAUUGCUCAGUGCUCAAGUGUCAAAAAAUUGUCGAAAAAAACUAUUUUGCGAUAGGUGUCUCAAUCAUUUCAUGCAUUUCGAAAAAUUGGAAGAACAUAAAUUAGCGUGUCUAAACCAAAAUGAAUACCAAAUUAUAAUGCCCAAGCCUGGACUCGAUGAUACUGUUACAUUUGAACACUAUUACAAACAAUUACCAGUGGAUUUUGUUGUUUAUGCAGAUAUUGAAUCAAUUCUACGAAAACCAAGUGAUGAUGAUAAUUCAUUCAAAAGUGAAAAAACAUCAGCUUUCCAAAAACAUGAGGUGUUCAGCAUCGGCUUUUACAGCACAGGAGCUUAUGCUGAUUCGAGAUAUCGUUCUUAUCGUGGACCUGAUUGUGUUGAAUGGUUUGUUAGUGAAAUGGAGAGUAUCGCACACACAGCAAGCGAAGUGUUGUCUAACAAUGAACCAAUGGAAAUGACAAAUGAGGAAGAAGUAUUGUUUAUAUGGGCUGAAGAAUGUCAUAUAUGUGGAAAACCGUUCUUUGAAGAAACAGAUAAAGUUCGUGAUCACUGUCACAAUUCAGGUGCAUUUCGUGGUGCUGCGCAUAAUACAUGCAAUCUGAAUUAUCAAAGAGCUAAAUAUGUCACCGUGGUGUUUCAUAAUUUGUCGAAUUAUGAUUCACAUUUCAUCGUUAAAGCGUUAGCUCAAAAAAUCGCAGGUGACAUAUCUAUUAUACCACGAAAUGAUGAGGUUUAUAUCUCAUUUUCGAAACACGUUGAUGGUACCCGUGAUGCGCGUACCGGAAGAGGUGGUGUAAAACUACGAUUCAUAGACUCUUUCCGUUUUAUGUCGCGAUCUCUCGACUUUCUUUCUUCAAAACUACCAUCAGAACAGAAGCGAAUUCUUAAAUCAGAGUUCUGUAAUAUAAGCAGUACCUAG
Messenger RNA from Sitodiplosis mosellana (orange wheat blossom midge), 1752 nucleotides. RefSeq lists its product as uncharacterized. The transcript has a single exon. Lineage: Eukaryota; Metazoa; Arthropoda; Insecta; Diptera; Cecidomyiidae. The coding region runs from base 1 to 1752 and encodes 583 amino acids. The record is from RefSeq and is a predicted model, not a curated record.